AUGAAUGAGAUUCUUAUCUCCCAUGCAUUCGGUGAUGCCGGCAGUCCAUAUUUCGUGGGUGUGAUAUCGGAAGCGAUCAAACGAGUAAUUCAUCUGGCCGAAAAUUCUACCACCGGGCUGCUCCAGUCCGUACCGGAUGAUGAUCCACCGCUGAUCAAGUUCCGUGCCCUGCAGUACGCAUUAUUUAGCACCUGCUUCGUGGAGAUCCUUGGGGGUGUGUUCUUCCUGAUUACAGCGAUAUACAUCGAUCGGGAUAGGGCACGGGUAGAGGCUGUUGUACUAGGCUGUCAGCUAGAGCUAAGCGAAAGUUCCGCAUCCGACGGUAAUGGUACGGACGAUGGACAACGUUCACCCAUCGGUCCCGGUACGAGCGGAACCAAUGCAUUCUCGGCAUCGCCCGUGGCCGCUUUCUAACGGCGGGAACAGACGAGUGAAGUUAUCUAAUUGGUGGUGUCCUUCGGUUCGUAACGUCCACUCGCUGCCCAUCCUUUCCCUGAGUUCCGCUCAUGUCCCCAUGCAACUUAUCUGUGAUCCAUGACCCACCAGCUUGACCCAACAGCCACAGAAGUAACGUUACGAAUCGAAGACUGAUCGAUGGUGGUCGCGGUUGAAGAGAAGUCCAAUUCAAACACUUUGUACGUCAACUUUCAACUUCAACGUUCAACUUUCAACAUUCAGACAGUUAUUACAGCGCCUACUAGAUUUCCAACCUCCUGAUUUUCUCGAAGCUCCUGUUAAUGUGUUACAACAUAUUGCAAGGGCGUGUGAGUGUUUAGCGUGAAUGUGCAACCGGUUAGGUCCUACAGUAUUGUAAUGAAAUUAAAAUAGUGGACGCGCAGAAGAACAUAAAUCGCCAGUACGCUAUUCGGUGGGAGUUUCUAGGUGGGGCGGGUUAUACGAAAGCAAUAGUCUGUGAAAACAAAUGAUGGGGGCCAUUUAUUGCUGGAAAAGUUUUCUAACGAUGCAAUGUUUUAGGAUAAGGGGUGACGUCCAUUUCGGCUGUUGGUGAUGAUUAUUCAAAUUGAAAGUGUUCGAAAGGGAAAAGCAACGCAAAGCAAACGUUUUAAGCGUUAAAUUUGACUGAAAAUCAGAAUAAGGAAUAAUACGUACGUGUGAUAAAGGUGCUAAAAUGGCUCUAAACCAUUUACAGGCGUGAACUAUCGUUAAUUAUUGGGAAACGUUAAUUUUUCUAGGAUACAGAGGAAUGGCAGAUAUACAUUGAAAAAACAAAAAGAAGACAACAAACAAACAUUAUUUAUUAUUAGAUUCUCGUUAGCCGUUAAUGGAUUAUUGUGGUUUUAUUUAAUUUUUAAGGUAAUUCACUGUUUUGAAAAUUGCGUCAACACUGAACGGUCUAAAAAAUCGUGCAAGAGGAUUUGUUAUUUUUUAAUAUAUUUAUGUUUUAUUUUUGUAACGAAAGAUCACGAUCAUGUGGGGUUUAUAUUGGGUGGGGUUAUUAGUCAAUAAAACUUGUAUUAUUAAAAACGUAAAGAUAAUAAAAUAACUAACUGACAACGGAUUGUAAUAACCACCCUGUAA
Messenger RNA from Anopheles moucheti, 1539 nucleotides. Its product is annotated as protein spinster-like. NCBI's taxonomy places the organism in Eukaryota, Metazoa, Arthropoda, Insecta, Diptera, Culicidae. The record is from RefSeq and is a predicted model, not a curated record. Gene Ontology annotation, cellular component: membrane. The transcript is spliced from 5 exons. Bases 1 to 414 code for a protein of 137 amino acids. Gene Ontology annotation, molecular function: transporter activity.